Messenger RNA from Dicentrarchus labrax (European seabass), 9257 nucleotides. RefSeq names its product AT hook containing transcription factor 1 (gene ahctf1). NCBI's taxonomy places the organism in Eukaryota, Metazoa, Chordata, Actinopteri, Moronidae. Bases 233 to 8230 code for a protein of 2665 amino acids. The transcript has 40 exons. The record is from RefSeq and is a predicted model, not a curated record.
UGCAUGGAGCACUUUCCCACUGUGGAAAUGGCGCUUUGAGCUUGAAGCCUGAAGUCAGAGGGAGCAUCUCGAGCUUGUGAAUCAGUAGCAGCGCACAGAGGGCUCUACGCAUGAGUUGUACUUUGAAAAGAAACGGAUUAUGACAGAGACGAGAGGAGGAAUCGGGCGACUCGUCAAGGAAAAACCAAACAUUCGUGGCUCUGAUAAAGCCGUCCACAUCAGACAGUGAACAAUGCAUGACCUGACUGCCCAAGUCACCAGCAGCCUGCUGCCGUUUCCAGGCGUGACUAUAGAUGCUCUGGGGGAGGAUGAGAUCACCCUAGACUCUGUACUACAUGGGAAGUUCACUGUUGGCCGCAGUGGGCUGGCCUGGCUGGCCUGUGGCCCCCAUCUGGAGGUUGUCCAUGCUGUGACAGGAGAACGGCUGUCUGCGUACUGCUUCAGUGGAGGAGGCGAGCACCCACCCAGUGUCCUAGCUGCCAGGGACUUCAGCUGGCUCAAAAGGUCUGGGUUGCUGGUUGGCUUGGAGGAAGCAGAGGGCAGCGUGCUGUGUCUCUAUGACUUGGGACUGUCACGGGUGGUCAAAGCUGUGGUUAUACCUGGCAGGAUUACAGCCAUUGAGCCAUUAGUGAGCUAUGGCGGAGCAAGCACUUCGACCCAGCAUCUUCACCAGAGCCUGCGCUGGUUCUUUGGCAUUGCUGCUGUAGUAACAGAUCUUGGUCAUGUUCUGCUUGUGGACCUCUGUCUCGACGACCUGUCCUGCAGCCAAAGUGAACUGGAGGCUUCAGACCUGCAGGUAGUGACCAAGUCUCCUGCAGAGAUCCCCAGGCUUAGAGAAGUCAGUACCAGGCAGGGCAGACAUCUUUGUCUCCAGCUGAAUGGGCCCAGUGGAGUUGGAGCCACAGCUCUGCAGUACAUCUCCAGGACCAACCAGCUGGCAGUGGGAUUUUCUGACGGAUACUUACAGCUGUGGAACAUGAAGGUUCUAAAGAAGGAAUACCACUCCCAGUUAGAGGGUGGCAGGGUGCCUGUCCAUGCUUUCACCUUCCAGGAGCCAGAAAACGACCCCAGGAAUUGUUGCUACCUCUGGGCUGUCCAGUCUUCUCAGGACCUCGAGGGAGAUAUGGUCAGCCUCCACCUGCUUCAGCUGGCCUUCAGUGAAAGGAAGUGUCUAGCAUCUGGGAAGAUCCUCUAUGAGGGUCUGGAGUACUGUGAGGAACGUUACAGUCAGGAGUUAAAUGGCACCGCUUUUCCUCUUAGGGCCCAGGCCACCAACAUUCGCCUACUGAGUUGCCAGACCAUCGAGAAGUUUAGACCCCAUCCUGACAGGGAUGACAGCAUGAAUGAAGUUGCAUCUCCAGACACCAGUGUGUCCAUCUUCAGCUGGCAAGUGAAAGCCUAUGGUCAGGGAACUCCAUCUACUUUCAUUGGGGUUUUUGACAUCAACCGUUGGUACCACGCACAAAUGCCAGACUCUUUAAGAACGGGGGAGUCUCUGCAGAAUUGUCCGUACCUGGCAGUUUGGUCUCUGGACCCAGUGGUGCAGAUGGUGUCUUCACACCCCCUCCUGGAUGUGGCGGUGCAUGACCGCAGCCUGAGCAGGGGCCUGCCCUUCACCUGCCCCCCACCGGAACAGUAUUUUAACCCCACCACCUAUAACUUUGAUGCUACCUGCUUGCUCAACUCUGGAAUUGUGCACUUAACAUGCUCUGGGUAUCAGAAAGAGACCCUGAGCUUUUUGAAGAAAGCUGCUCCUUGUUCCAGUGACAUCAUCUCCACCAGCUACUCCCGCUGCCUCAUGUCCGGUCUACUCUCAUCUCGCCUGGCUGACACCCAAGCCUCCAGCCUCUCUCAGGAGGAGCAACUGGAUGCCAUCUUGUCCACAGCAGUGGAGACCAGCUCCUUGGGACUGAUCACAGGCUGCAUCAAGCAGUGGACUGCAGAAGAACAACCAGGUUCUGCACUGAAUCUGCGCUACAUCCUGGAUUGGGCCUGGAACAAAGUAGUCCAGACCAAGGAGGAACUGGAUGGCAUCUGUGCUCCGCUGUUUGACAGCUCAUCCAACUUCACAGAUCCUCAGACCAUGCAGCUGCUACAGCAUAGCCAGAGGCUGCUCGGUAACCUCAGUACCAUCUUUCACUGUCUGCUCAGUGAAGCUCAGGAGCUCACACAAAAAGGCCUGGUGGGUCUGAUGAACAAGAACAUGGUGUCCAGUCUGAUUUCCAAGUACGCUCAGGUGGUGCUCUGGUUCUGUCGUACCGGUCUGCUGCCUGAAGGAUCAGACAAUGACGCUCUCCAGAUCUCCAGGCCAUUCUACACUCACUCAGUCAUCAGCAACUAUUAUACAAUACGCAGAGAGGAGCUCACCAGGCUGGCUAAGGGCAAGUGGUGUGCAGACUGCCUGAUGAUUGACGGUUUGGUCAGGCAGUGUGGUGAACGCUUGACCAACCUGUGGAAAAGGGACGACGGUGGGACAGGGCAAUACCCACCACCUACAUUGCAUGCCUUGUUGGACAUUUAUCUGCUGGACAAUAUUGAUGAAGCUGCCAAACAUGCAAUUGUGAUUUACCUGUUGCUGGAUGUCAUGUACUCCUUCCCCAAUAAGGAGGGAGCAUCAGUGGAGUCUUUCCCCACAGCUUUUGCCAUCCCAAUUGGACUUGUGAAACUAGUACAAGGCCUCUGGCUACUGGACCAUCAUGACCACCAGAGUUCAUUUGAGCUGCUCCUGCAUCCAGCUGCCUCUCAGUGUCAGUUUGAGUGGCAGCAUGAGCGUGUCCUGCAAGCACUGAUGUGCCAGGGCCAACACUCAGUGGCACUACGAUACUUCCACGUUACGAAGCCACCAAUUUCCUCCACCUCCCAGGCCAAACUCUGCCUGUCUGUACUGCUACACAAUAGGUGUCUCAUAGAGGCGUGGUCCUUAGUUCGGCAGCACUCUAAUCGCCUCAACAUGGGUGAGCUGCUGGGCUUCCUCUAUGAGAGCUGCCAGGAGCUGGGCCUCAUCAAGGAGCUGCUCAAAUUGCCCCUGGGCCUCACUGAGCAGGAAUGUUUGGAGAAGUUCCUCCAGGGUACAGGGGGUCUCCAAAACAGAGAACUGCUGAUGGUUCAUUACCUUCAGCAGGCCAACUACAUUCCUGCCCUGCAGCUCAACCACAGCCUCAAAAUGAACCUGGUGAAUGAGCGAGACCCAAAACUUAAAGAACGAUCCAACACCAGGAACUCUAUAUUGGAUCAGUAUGGCAAGGUUUUGCCCAGAGUCCAGAGAAAGCUGGCGAUGGAAAAAGCCAAGCCCUACCAGCAUCCCUAUGCCAUCCACAGAGAAGUUUCUCGGCCGCAGCCACUGUCAACCAUCACCAAACGCUCUACCAAUGAGAAGGUGAUGUCGAGGGCCGGCUUCAUAAACAAUGUUCUGACCAAGAUUGAGGAGGUUUGGUUAGGCAAAGGAGCUUCACCACAGUCCACCCCAGUCAAGAGCCCCAGGGUAGCUGAUGUUCAGAGCCCCAAGCCCUCUUUAGCCCUUCCUGACCCCUUCUUGGGAACUCCUAUCACCAUGACCUCCAAACGAAAGUCAAGGCUGAUGGACUUCGUCGUUCACCCCUCCUGUCAGACUCCUCGAACUCUCCUCAGCCCUCCCAGACCUCCCAGCUCCUGGGUUUCUCCAAAGAGCACCAGCAAGGCCCCUGAACUCAGUCUGCUGCAAACACCGCAAGUUGUCAAGCGAGCUCGGGCUUUGGCUGCUUCUGGCCCUGUGUUCUCAGCCUUCACUCCUCAGUCCAUCCUGCGCAGCAGCCUGAGGCCCACUCCGGUCGCCACCCCUUCUGCUUCUCCAGGACGAUCCAUCACCCCCCCACUCCGCAGCAAAGAAAGUCGAAUCACUUUCAUUGAAGAGGCAGAAUCUCCAGAACCAGAGAAGGGCAUCCGAUGGACCAAUGGGAUGGCAGCAGAAAGUGAGAUUAGCCUGCUGGCCAGAGGCUCCACACUAUCCAAGGCUACACGUGAGACCUGGUCAUUGCAGCCUGCUGAGGAAGAAGAGGAGGGAGAUGAGGAAGGGGAACAAUCUCAUGUAAAAUUCAUGCCUCCAGAAGGUGGUGUACCCUCGCCACAACUGAGAUGCUUUGAGAGCGAGUCAUCCUCCAUCUACAAAGAUGCUGCAGACAGCAGACCAUCAGAUGCAACGCACGCACAACUUAGCCUGAGCUUCGAUUCCAGCCAGACGCCUGUUCGUUCAACAGACACCACUCUAGAGUACUACGAUGCACCUCUUUCAGAAGAGCAGGAAGAAGAGCAUACAGAUCCAGAGAAAAAAGAUGAGGUAGUGACGAUGAACAUCAGAGGCCUAACUGAAAAAGGGGAACCAGAAGAAAAACCCUCACCCAUCAUUGAGCAGACUCCUCUCCUGACAUCAGAGGAUCUAGAAAGGGAAGAAGAGGAGGCGAAAGACGACGAAAUAUUUGAGGACGUGAUGGAGAUUGGUCUUGAACAGGAGGAUAAAACCGAGGAAGAGGUUCAGUCAGAACAGGAGGAUAAAACCGAGGAAGAGGUUCAGUCAGAACAGGAGGAUAAAACCGAAGAAGAGGUUCAGUCAGAACAGGAGGAUAAAACCGAAGAAGAGGUUCAGUCAGAACAGGAGGAUAAAACAGAGGAAGAGGUUCAGUCAGAACAGGAGGAUAAAACAGAGGAAGAGGUUCAGUCAGAACAGGAGGAUAAAACAGAGGAAGAGGUUCAGUCAGAACAGGAGGAUAAAACAGAGGAAGAGGUUCAGUCAGAACAGGAGGAUAAAACAGAGGAAGAGGUUCAGUCUGAAAAGGAGGAAAAACAGGAUGCUGAGUCAAGCACCAAACAAGAAGAUGCUGCAACUCUUGACCAAGAGGAGACCUUUAGUCACAAUCAAGUUUGUGACCAGGUAACUGAGAGGGCCAACUCUGGCAUUGAGGUCGAAUCUCAGGAUCAACCUGUGAAGGCUACGGGACAGGACAUCCAGUCAGAGGCCACUGAAUCCACUGAGUUCAUUGAGUGUCUGAAACCAUCUGGAGCCACUGAACCCACGUAUGAACCAGAAGAGGAGCUGGAGCAAUCAGCAGAUCUGACAGAGUUUGUGCAGAGACAUCUGUUUGGCGGUGAUCUGUCUCCUCCGCUUACCCGCUCAGGAAUCCACAACGCAUCACAGACCCAGACAUUCUUCAACAGUGAGUCAUUAGGUGAGGUUGAAGAGGAGGAGCCGGCAGCUGUUGAACCUCCCCCCGUGUUCACCAGCCAGAAAUCUAUUGCCUCUGUGACGUCCUCCGAGCCAACUGGCACAGACUCCCACUCUGUUGUGAGUUUAAACGAUAGUGAAGAGCUUUCUAGCCCUAUGUCUGAAGAGGAAGAAGAAGAUGAGGAGGAGUCUGAUCAAGCAGAGGAGGAGGAGGAGGACUCUGGUAGCGAGGUUGAAAUCAUUGAGGAGGUCCAGGGUAAUGGGAGGCUGCCACCCCUCCAACCCAGUUCAGUCUUUGUGCAACACACACACUUCCUGUCAAGUCUGUCAGAGCAGGAGGCACCAGAGUUCCCGCUUAUCACGCCCGGUGCAGAGAUGAAGAUGGUAGAGGAGGACAUGGAGGGUGAGGUGGUCAUGGUGAGACUGGGUGCAGAUGAAGGAGGGAUGGAGGCAGAUGAGGUUGAAGAGCAAGGAUCAUCAUACAUGGAGCUCAAGCCAUCGACCACUCUCCUGGUACCCCUGGAGCUCAUGGAGGGACAGGCCGGCCUGAUGGCCAGUUCUCAGCUGGGUCUUCCUGAGCUUCCGCAAGCCGUUGUGCCAGAUGACCCAAGGUCUGAAACUCACAGUGGCUUCUCUCUGAUGCUCGAUAUGGAAGAAGACGGGGAUAAAGAUGCAGACACACAACCUAUGGAGAAUGAUCUGCAAUUCUCCGACCCUCCCACCCUUUCUCCAGCAGUGGAGGCUAGUGAUGAACUUGUGACCAAACCUGAGGUUAUUCUUUUGGGCACAGAUGAUCAGGAUCCUCUCCUGUCUGAAGGAGCCUCCGAAGAGGACCAGCAGAAAGAGUUGGACAUCUUGGAUGGAGCUGAAGUAGAUGGACUGACAGAGACAGAACUUGUAAAUCUCGAUGACCAAGCUGUCCUACAAACCGAAAACACUGAUGAAAACCAUGAAACAGAGGAUGCUAAAGAACAGAUGGAUACAGAGUUAGUCAUGCUGGCUGAAGACCAGGAACCUGUUGGUGUUUCGGUCUGUGAGCCAACUCCAGUGGAAGAACUUCCAGCAGUUGUGGAUGACAAAGACUCUGUGGCAGAGAAAGAUGCAGCUGAAGAGAAGAUGAUGGAGAAGGAGGAGAUUGAGGAGGAGGGGGAGAAGGAGGAGAUUGAGGAGGAGGGGGAGAAGGAGGAGGAGGAGGAGGUCAAACCAACACCUGCUGAGGACCAGGAAGAGCCUGAAAAAAAUGGGCUUGUUAAUAUGGACACAGAGAUUGCCCCCAGUGUUGAGACAGCGACUGUUGUGGAGGAGAAGCAGCCGGACCCCAUAAUCCCAGCAGAGACGGAAGAGGAUAACGGGGAAGAAAUUAAGACAGAGAAAGAAACAAAAAAGAGGGGAAGGCCGAGAAAACACAAAGAAGUUGAAGAAGAGAAACCUGUGUCAAAUAGCCAGCCGGAGGAGCAGCCUGUGCCAGAGACUCCCACUUCCCAGAGGAAAAAGAAAGCUCCUUCCACCCCAACACGGAGAACCACAAGAGCGAGGGCAGUUACCUUUAUCUCUCCGCUGCAGGAGGAAGCAGAGGAGGAUGGGAAAGUGGAGGAGGCAGAAACAAGCACUCUGGCCCCUGCCUCACCUAGUCGUACACCUAGAAAAGGUAAACAGAACAAAGAGAUCAAAGUCCGAGCUAGCACACCUCGAAGAACUACUCGCAAAACUCAGCCUGUUGAAGAGGAGGAGGCCAUGGAUAAUGACACCACGGUUGCAUCAACCUCCAAGGCUUCUUCUCCAGGUAGACGACGGGCUUCCCAGAAGGCACCUUCAACUAAGGCCAGCCAAAGUGGCAGUGAGGAGGUGUCUGCAGCCACAGAGGGUGAGGAUGAGGCCACAGAUACAAAGGCUUCAGAACGAACAAGCUCCAAGACUCCCACACCGGCUAAACGCAGGACCGCUCAGGCAAGCACUCCGAGGAGGUCCAGCCGGAGGAUACUGAGUAGCAGUGAGGUGGUGCCAUUGCCAUUAGAGAUCCUGAAAGAAGAGAAGGAACAGGAGGAAGUGUUUGCAUCCCCUGCCAAACGCAACUCCAGGAAAUCUAAGACCGAAUCGUCAGAGACCCAGCCGGCCCUGAUGGAGGAGGAAGAGAGCAAAAAACGAGUUUCCAGCCCCAGUAGGUCGACUCGGCAGUCCAACCGGAUCACCCUGAAUGUUUAUCCACAAGUGAAACUGGUUCCUGUAUCACUUCCUCAGAGUGUAAGGAAGAAGAGAGCAGAGUUGAUUACUGAAAAUAUAAAUGAAAGUGAAGCUCUGCUUGAGCCUGAACUGAACAGCAACACCGGUCGCACCAACUCCCUUCGACCAACCAGAAGCAAACUCUGGGAUCACCCUGAGGAAGACCUUCCCUUACUGGACUCACCGUUGGAGGUGGAUUCUGAAACCCCUGUCGCAGACGCCCUCAUUAAGAGACUUCAGGAUGAGGAAGAGAAGCAGGAAGGAGGCGUCGUUGUUAGAAAGAUGGUAAGAACCAGCAAGAGAGCUACAAAGUCGUCAGUGGAGCAGGAUCACUCGCUACAAGACAGCCUGUUCCCCGAACCCGAGGAGGACGAGUCUAGUCCAGGCGAGCAUUCAUUCAUCUACUCCCCCUCGCGAAGAAGAACAAGAGCUAAUAGAGCAGAGUCUCCAGGGCCGAGUGAAGAGUCCGCGGCGCCCGUCACUCGCAGCAGGAGAAGAGUUGUCAAAGACACCUCUGUUGCUCCUCCUGAUGAAAUUGCUUCAGAAGACGAUCCUUUAGAAGUCGAGAAAGCAGUGGGUGUUUCUAAGACCAGAAAAACAGGCAAACGAACAACCAAAUCCAAAGCCGUUCCGGAGCCGCCUCCCGUAGCAGAGGUGGACCUGCUCUCGCCUCUGCCCAGCCCAGCUGAUCCACUCCCACGGGCGCUGAAGAGAAUUAAGGAGGGAGAGGCCCCAACCUCAAGCAUGAACCUUCGACGCAAGCGCAUAAUGGACACCGUUUUCACAAAACCUGUCACACGGAGGAAGAAACUCUAAGGAGGUUGGUGGUGGUUCUAACCAGUGAACCUCAGACAGCCACCAGGUCUUAACCAACUCGGUCAGGAGCUGUCAAAUAAAAGUGUAUGCCUAAACUCACGAUGGUUCUAUUUCCUCAAAUGCCUCGCAGUGCUGCGGUUUGUACAUUGACUUCUCUGUAGGACAAUAAAAUAAAAGCAAUGUAGGCAUAAAAAUAUAUUUUUGGGACAAAACACACUGAUAGCAGUGUGAGAGAGGACUAUAUUUUUAGAGUUUACACGUCACGCUUGUACUAACUCGAUUUCACUUGGUAUUGUAUCUGUGGCCAUUUUGUUUUGGACAUUGUGCGACGCUCCUUAUAAUCGGCUUAUUUCUCUGGGCGCAGAAUGGCACAAAGGAAAGCAAUCGAUUUGGGCUUUUAGAAGCUCCCAUUAAUAAAAACCAGAGACUGAACUGAACCUGCCUUUGAUGAAGAGGUUUUAUUUACAUUCUUUUUUUUAAUUUUAAGGUUGUUUUUGUUUUGUUUUUUGUUCUUGUUUACUUUUAAGAUUUCGAGGCCUGCUGUUUUUCUAUUUAAGAAGAAAAGCAACCAACCCAGUGGAGAUACAAGAUUUCUACUGAUACAUUUGUAUAUAGUUUUUUGCUAUGUUCCAAAUAAAAUUAAUAAAUAAAUCAUAAAGAAUUAUGUUCAUUUUGAAGUUUUAAGUGUCUGGAAUGCAUAUGAUCAUCUAAUCAGACUGCCUAUGCCAUAGUCUUAAAAUAUCAGUCGAUUUGAAGGGUUUUUUGUUAAAGAGGCAGACUAUUGCCAUCAUAUUUGGACUGUUUUUUGUAUGUCAUGGGGAUGUUGUAUAGUGUGAAAGAAACAAAAAAAAGUCUUGCACAGCAGUUUGGAGUUAAUUGUUUUUGGGAAAUGUUUAUAGGCUUGUUUAAUUAAAUUAAUGGCAACCACCACCUGACACAUAGGCUAUUUUCUGAUGAAUGUAUGUAGAAUGUCUUAUUUUUGAUGACUGCUCUUUGAUAAAUAUGGUAAAGCUUGAAUAUUUCUCUA